AUUUACAUCCGGGCUUCUGGUGCCUGAACCCGCUCCAUGUAAAUUGAUCCUAUUAUUUUCCCAUAGAAAAUGUUGACCCGAAACCUCCAUUUUGGAACGAACGUAGUAAACUGUGCCGAGACUGCCAAUGCUAGGAUUACUAUCGCAUCGAUUUCCAGUCAGAUAUUCUGUGAGAUUGUCACGAAAGCACCCUAGAUGGAAAGUACUUCCAUUAUAACACAAGUAAACCGGGAUGAGGAACAAAUAAAUAACUUUCCUACAUCAGAAUCAGGGCCAAGCUCAUCAAAGAAGCCAAGAAGUAGAAGUCUACUCAAUACCUUCCUGUGCUGUUUUGGUUCAGGGAGACAUGGCACGCAUCAAAGCGUACCACAGACGUCAGAUCAAACCGAUCAAAGGUCGCUCGACCGCUCAGUUCCUGUUAACGACCCUAGCACGCAACCAAAUAAAUUUCUACUCCCCCAGGUGAGGCAGCAGGAUGCACAUAAAUGUUGUAUAGUCAUCGAUUUAGACGAGACAUUAGUACAUAGUUCAUUUAAGCCCAUUUCAAAUGCAGAUUUUGUUGUUCCUGUAGAAAUUGACGGCACAGUUCAUGAGGUAUAUGUAUUAAAAAGGCCGCACGUGGACGAGUUUCUGCAGAGAGUGGGGCAGCUUUAUGAAUGUGUGUUAUUUACAGCUAGUCUUGCAAAGUAUGCAGAUCCAGUUGCUGACCUUUUAGACAAAUGGGGUGUGUUCAGGUGUCGGCUGUUCCGGGAAUCAUGUGUGUUUCACAGAGGAAAUUAUAUUAAGGAUCUUAGUCGACUGGGUCGUAAACUGGAACGUAUUGUAAUUGUGGACAAUUCACCCGCUUCAUAUAUCUUCCACCAAGAUAAUGCAAUCCCUGUGAGUUCAUGGUUUGAUGACAUGUCGGACACAGAGCUCCUUGAUGUCCUUCCACUCCUGGAGCGCAUUUCACAAGAGGAAGAUGUCUACAAAAUACUCAAGAAGGAGAACCACAAUCACAUAAAGCGCUAGAAGAGACAGCUUGGCUUCUGCGCCCUGUAUGGAACCUCCGCCCAAAUCGACUAGUUCCUCAAAAAAAAAAAUUGCAAAGAUCAAUAUUGACUGGACAUGCUGAUCCUGCGGGUUGAAAUACCGUAUUACCAAACUGCCAAAAUGUAGCUGUAUCAUCGUCCUUGGAGAUCAGUGUUCUUUUGUGAUUUUUGUUGUACAUCCAUCUGCGUUUGCUGCUGCUGGAUGAUGUCAUCCCAAGGGUUGGUCGAUAGCUCCAGCAUCUUGGUGAUACUGCCAAUGCGUGUAGUAAUCCUCCAGUCCUGCACCCCAUCCUCUUCCAGAUUCACCCAAUGAAGCUGUCACCAAGCAUUCUUAGUAUGCAUUUAAUGUGUCUCUUAGGUGCAAGUCCUGCGUGCUGUAGUGUUAAAGGAAAACACAGAGCAAGAAAAUUCAUGAUAACCCUGUACAGGAAGUUGGGUCUGUGAUAACUGUUCAGUGAAGGAAAUGUUGAUAUGAUACCAGUACAGCUAUAACAAGGUCAGUCCAGGCAUUCAGGUCAAGAUCGGCCCUUGUGCUGUAAACUGCCAAAUCUCUGAAGGCCAGAGCGUAUCCCCUACAAUGUUGAGAGUAAGAGAGAGAGGGGGGGGGGGGGGGGCAGGACUUAUCAUUUUAAGUUGUUAAUAUCCACAUUGACUUAGCUAAGGCAAAUGUAUUUCAUCUUUGACAAUGGUGUGUGUGUGAGAGAGAAAGAAAAAGAGAAAACAGAAAUUUGGAGGUCUUUUAGGCUGUUGAUAUCCACACUGAUUUAAUGAGAAGCCAGCAUGUAUCACCUAUGAUGAGAAGAAAAAAAAAGAGAUGGGCAAAGCAAAAAGAAUGUUGUCUGUUAAGCUGGUAAUGUUCACUCUAAUUUUUCCAUCACAGCACUUGCAUUUAUUUUGUAAAUGGAGAAUAAAGAAUAAGGGCUUACCUAGAGCUUUCAUUGUCCUAAUCAUUGUACAGCAAAUCUUGUCUUAUAGUUAGGUAUGGAGAGAAUCAAUCACUGUUCUAUUUUGCUAUAUCUCUUUUUAUAUACUUUAGAGUUCCUCACUCCAGAGCACGCACUAUGACCCAAAUCCAUAAAGGUGGAUUUGAAACCACAGUUUUUGUAGAUUUUACAUGUAAAUUGGAGGGGAAAAUGUGCCCAAUGAGGAAUGUGUGCUUGUGCCACCUGGUUCUAAAUUCACUCUUGUUUCUGUGGUUUCAUUCCACAGUUUUAUAUAGUUUGAAUUGGUGAAUUAAGAACUUUAAAACUGGGGGACUAUGUAUCCCAAACUCAUGGCAACUUAUUGUGCACUUUGACAAAGAUCAUGCAUUCAUUAUUGUAAUAUCUCACUAAGUGCUGUAAAUUGUUUGAGGCAUGAAAUCUCCAUGAACUAUGACUUAAAGCAAUGGUUUUAAAAUCACCUAUGUGAUUUUGGGCUUCUGAGAAAUCAAAGACAAGAGUAUAGCAAUAUGAGAUGUGAUAAUUGAAUUCUGGACAUUUUUUUAAAAAACCUUUUAGAUGACCAGCUAUCUAAAAACUUUUUUUUCUUUUUAAAUAUUCACUGCCAAUGUUUUUUAUUAUUUCUUUUUUUAUCUAAAAGUUUAAUUGUCUUUUUAUAAAAAGAAAUAUUUUAAGUUUUUGACAUUGAUAUAAAACUUUCAAAAGGUGUCAGUGAUCAUGUAGAAGGGUAUUACAAGCUAUGGCCUUCAUGAACUUUGAAACUUACUAGGUAAUAACAAAUGCACAAUGUAAACAAAGUUCACUAUCAGCCAGUCAAAUAAUUUAAGUAGCCUAAGACUUAUUGCAAAUCUGUUAUUAUAACAGGUUUUAUGAAAUGGCCUGAGGUGUAUCCAAGGCUAGAUUACUCUAUUGAUUCAAAUAGACCCCCUCAUUCAAGAAUCGAUGGGAAGUUUAUGCAAAUCAAAAUCAGAUAAUAUGAUUAUGGUCAUGUGUAGAAUUAUGUUAUUCUCUUCAACCUUCAAAUAUGAUAAUUCUUUGAAUAUUUUGACACAGAAAAGUGGGUGUUCUCCUGUUGGCUCUCUACCCUCUAUGUAUAGCUCAGAAUGAAACACAACAUCGGUCAUCACAUACUAUUGCCCUAUUAUGCAAAAUAUUGUGACAUCAGUUGUCAUUUUAUACUUAUAUAAAUUUGAUUUUCAAGACAGCGGUAGAUAUAUGAAGAUGCUUUCCUAAGGGGAUUUAAAAGUGUAUACGCCACUAUUCAACCAUCGCAGUGUGAUGUCCUUUUUUUUUUUUACUUGGGCCAUCAGGUCAUUAUAGAAUGUACUUAAUAUACUUUUUGUGAUAAUUAUUGUAGGUAGAUAUCAUCCUCAAACCUGUGCUGUGAUGGUAUUAAAUUAAUAAUUGCUAAUAUUGACUUUAAAGGGAAGUCCACUCUGAAGUCACUUUCAUGUAGUUUAAAAAAAAGCAAACAGACAAAUGAAAGAAACGUAUUUAUGAAGGUCUGGCAAAUAACCAAUUAAAGAACAACAGAUUUAUGAUUUUUUUUUUCCAUUGUUGUGAAGUUGCAUGUGAGGGGCUACUCUAUAUGUCAUGUGAUAUGAAUUGAAUUGAAUUCCAUAAAUUGCCAUUUUAUCAGAAAAUUUAAAAUUAUGUUACCUGUGUACUCAUUACAUGAUUAGAAACAUCGCAUCAUGCUGUACAUCUUUCUACCAAAUAUUUUCAGUCAUUUUGAACCCUGUAUAGAAAUGGUAUUUUAUGGAACGUAUAUUACACAACACAUUGGGAGCUGCUAAAAUAUGAUGUCACAAAAUUUAAAUUGAAAAAAAAUUCACAACUCUGUUUUCUGCAUUUUUGCAAGCCUUCAUCAGUCAGUUUCUCUCAUUUUAUCCUUUUAUUCAUAAGCUACUUCACUUCAGGAUGGUUUUCUCUUUCAGGCUUUCCUGUUCGAGCAGCAGCGCAAUGGCAGAAUAUCUUUAACAAAGUCCAAUAUGUGAUCAAGAAACUUUUGAGGGGCUUUUUGUAUAUAAAUAUUGUAUCUGUAAUUACAACAUGAAGAAAAAUCAUUGUAUGUUUAUCUCAUGAAAAUUAAUUAGCGCAUGUUCUGGAUUGCAUGUCAAGGAUUUGUAACAAAAUUAAAAGAAAAAAUAUUAAAAAUGAAUGACUGCGGUUACAAAAUGAGGGAAUGAAAAGAGGAUAUGUUGGAGAGUAUCUUUAAAGAUCCAUUGUAUUUGUAUUUUUAUCUCUCUUUAUUUUUACUUUAUUUACUUCAUAUAUGAUGAUGUAGGAUAUAUAUAUAAUAGUUCUUGUAUAUUUAUUUUUUCCAGAGAAACGUGAGGUGUAGAACCUUUGCAAGUCAUAAGCCAUUGGAAACUAUCCUCAAGUAGUUUGAAUUGGCUACAAAGUUAGUCUCUUGUAGUAGCAUAGGUUUGAUUUUCUUUCAAAACAUGGUUAAGAUGUGCUUAAGGUUCAGUUUUCUCAAUUGUGCAAUUAAACUAUUAAAGAUAUGGGGAAGCAUGGAAACAAACCACAGAAGAACUUUUUCAAUUGAAUGAAGGUGACCAAAAAUAUACGAUGAAAAGGUUCUACAACAUUAUGCUUGACCAGGUCAAAGAAUUUUUUAAAGAAGUAAUUUGUUCAUUUUAAACACAUUUCUUUUCACCAGUUUGCUAUUUUUUUAUCAUAAGCUAGGGGUCAUUUUAUUACAAGGAAGAUUUAUUCUUGGGAUCAUAUAUGCACAUUUCCACAAUGGAAGAUUUUUUCAAUGCAAUAUAAGUAGUAAAAUGGUAAUACAUACAUUUUAUCAAACAGAAAAGUAGCAGAACAAGGAGAAAAGAGUUUAAAUGUCAUUGGAAUGAACCUCAUUAUGUGUAUGGCAGACUGUCAUUGAGAUCUAGUCAAAGAAAAACUUUUUUUGUGUGUAAAUUACAGAAGUUUUUAAAAGUUAUCUUGCAGAGUGGAACAUGCUAGAAAUGUGUUUGUACAGAGUAUAUAAAAUUUUGUUGUAGAUAGAUUUUAAAAAAUUGCUCUAAUGAGAUCAUAUUUUUAUUACUGACUGUUCAUUUUUAUAUGAAUUUGAAGAGAAAUAUAAGAUACUGAUGUGACUUGUUAUCAGUUUAAGAUAUGUCAACAUAUUUUUGUGCUCCAUGUGCUACAGGGUGACCGAGAAAACAAACCCUUAAAACAAGUUACAUUGAAUUGAAAUCAAAAGAGUCAGGAUUUGCCAGUUUGUUUUUCUUGGGCACCCUGUAGAAUAUAUUGGGUUGGUAUAUGUCUUUGCAUGGAACGAUGAUGUGUUAUAUAGAUUAUGUGGACUGUGUAGAAUCUCUUCAACCAUUUGUUGUACAUGGCUCUCAGUGGACACAGUGUUGUUUUGGGAAUCCCUUUCCUGGUUCGAUGAAUAUGGUGUCCCCAAAAUGUUUUUAAAUCCUAUAGAUUUCAGAGAGAUAUUGCAUUUAGUAUCAUGUGAGACGAUCCCAUUUGUGUAUUUUUGUCAUGAGAAGCAUGAAAGUUUGUGAAAUACAGUAGAUAAAGGCAAGGCAAGGUUAUUACCCAAGAGUAUUAUCUUCUCAUUAUUAUGUCUUGUUCAUUUUGUCUUUUUAACAAAACAAGAAAAUUGUAUUAUAUUGACAAGUAAUUUGUGAAUUGUACCAAAGUUAUAUAUGAAUAUAUAUCUAUUUUUUCUUUUUAUGUGUUUUCAUAGCAGCUUGAGAUUAUGACAUUAGCAAGUUGCUUAUUCUUCAGAUGAAUUCAUGUAUCACACUUCAUGGGAGUCAUUAUCACAUAUAUAUAGUAGCCAUGACAACAUGUGACUAAAAUCUUUUGCUGUUGUGGACAUCCCCCCCCCCCACCAUCAAUCAGUUUUGGGAUAUUGACAAAGCAUAUCAUCACAUUUAUCAUUGACAUCAUAUUAUUAAAUAGAUGAUUCAUAUCAUAUUCUAAUAGCUUUAUAAUUAUUACAUUCGUUCUGUUUUUCAUUUAAUAUUUCCAAAAUGAAUUUUAACAAUCAUGUUGUUUUGGGUGAUAAAAAAGUCAUGGCAGUCAGUUUUUUUUCAGUCUGGGUUAAGCAUUUUAAUGGGAUCAAGUUGAUAUUGUCAAUCUUUUUAUUAUAGGUUUACACUAUAUUCAUCUUCUUUUUUUUUUUUAUAAAAAGCCUGAAGUGAUCAUAUUUUAGAAACGUAAAUUACACAUAAUGUAAAUUCAAUACUUAGCCUUGAACAAAGCCUAUCCUGCACCUCCUCAUCUAGCUUUUGGUGUGCUAAUUGUAUUAAACACCGUAAAGAGUGAAAUUGCAGUGAGUAAUUAUUGGUAUGUAUUCCAAUCUUACAUCACGCCAAGUAUAUAUAUGAAGUGGAGCGUAGCAUGAAACAAUGACAUAUAUACCUCAUCUCGUAAUCUGCUUUUAUUGAUACUUUUGAUGUCUUUGUAUGUAAAUUAUGUAUCUUCCUCUCCUCUUUCACUAAGUCCUUAAGAUCCAUGUGAAUAUAUUAAGAACAAAUCAUUCAAAAUCAUGAAAUGAUGGAUGUCUAGUAA
Lytechinus variegatus (green sea urchin) is the source of this 6505-nucleotide messenger RNA. Its product is annotated as CTD small phosphatase-like protein. The record is from RefSeq and is a predicted model, not a curated record. Lineage: Eukaryota; Metazoa; Echinodermata; Echinoidea; Temnopleuroida; Toxopneustidae. The coding region runs from base 196 to 1011 and encodes 271 amino acids. The transcript is spliced from 9 exons. Gene Ontology annotation, molecular function: RNA polymerase II CTD heptapeptide repeat phosphatase activity.